AUGGAGAGCUUGGUGGAGGCAAUGGCGGCGGCGUACGACGAGCUGGUGGACGCGGCGGCGCGCGGGGUGCGGGAGCCCGGGAGCGCGGCGGCGCUGGAGGAGCUGAAGCGGCGCGUCGACGCCUUCCGCGAGUCGUGCGACCGCGCCGAGGUCCUCGUCCAGGACGCCGCCGCCAGCCUCGGCCCCGUCCCCCCCGCCGCCCACGGGCUCGACAAGCUCUGCCGCACCGUCAAGGCCAUCGAGCGCGACCUCCUCCAGGCCGCCGCCGGAGACGAGGGCGAUGAGAUCAAGGACAAGAAGAAGGUGGAGAUCACCCAAGAGCUGCAAAGGAAGUGGUGUAGUUCAGUCGGCAAGGUGUGCCUCCUCUACUGCCAGUUGAAGAUUCUAAAACUAUCUCAAGGCGAUGAUAAUGACACUCCAAGUGAAAAGCAUUGCGACAACGACGCUCGGAGUGAGUUCCUGAAACUAUCUCAAGGUCCAUCCCAUUGGUGCACCGCACUUUUCUCCCCCUUCUUCUCCCUCUGCUCAGCGCAGCACCCCUCUUCUCCCCUGCUUCUCUGCCUCCCCCGAGCCCCCUGCAUCUCCCCUCUUCUUUCUCCCCCACCGAAAGCAGCAGGGCGGCCAUGGAGUUGCUCAACCUGCCUUCUCCUUCUCGAGCUACCGUCUCCCACCCGGCGCUCCUUCCAGCCGCCCAUCCGCCACGCCUUCCGUCCAACUGCCACCUCCGGCAACGUUGAGGCCACCGGCGCCGCCCCAACAACGACGACGGCGGCGCCAAAGCGGACAGCCCAGAAUGGCGCGCGGGCCACGGCGGGCAGGCUCCGGGGGUUCGGGCUCGGGCUCGACCUGUCGGAGGAGAUGAGGCGCGGGAUGGCGUGGCAAAUGCAGGCGCUCCCGGGUGCAGCGGUGGCGGCCGAGGCCGUGCUCCUGCGGCUGCUCGAUCUCGCGGCGGCGCCUGCAUGGUCCGGGAAAGCGGGCUCGACCGUGCUGUUCGUCGCCAGGCUGCUUGGGUCCCAGUACGGGUUCUUUUCGUCGAGGUGGAACGCGGCCAAGGCGGGGUCCGUGGUCGGGUGGGAGCUCGCCGUCCGACACUGGAGCGCGCUGUCCAUGGCCAUGGAUUCGUGCGUAGAAGAAGAGGGGGAGGAUGAGGAGGACGAGGAGGAUGAGCUGGGGGAUGACGAGGAGUGGGAGUACUCCGAGUCAGAGCUCCCUAUUCCCUCAGCGAGGUCGAUGUCGAGCCGAAGAGGCCGGUGGGGCUCGCCGGAGCGGGGGACAGAGGAGGGGACGAAGAGGGGCGCUGGGCCAAGCAGAGGAAGAAGAAGGGGGAGAAAAGCGUGCGAAUGAAAAUAUGCAGGGGGUUAAAUGCAUAAAUGGGAUGAACCUAACAGUGGGCCCCACCUGUAAGAAAACGUGUCAACUGCGCUUAAACAUCAGUUUUGGGUAAAUUGAGAAGAUCAGGCGCAACAACUGUGGUUCCCCGAGAAAAUUAUCGCAAUCUGCAGUUCCGUGAGAAGCAUGCCUCGAAGACUGUGGUUUCUUGAAAUUUUAAAUUUCACAAAACCACACAUAUGGGGACAGUUUUCUCACGCAGGCACCACUUUUGCUAAUUUGCGCGAAAAACCACACAUUUCCAGUCACAAUGUAACGACAAGCCCGUAAUGCCAUGAUUAAGCGAGUCGACAGUUUUUCUUUACAGGUCAGGCCCACAUGUCAGAUGACACGUCGGACGAACCCGACCUAACCCAUUAGCUCGAUAACCACACCUUAGGAAGAUGCUUUCUCCGUCAAUGGCUCCGGGAGCGAGGGGAGCUUCCCGAGCUCAGACCAGGCACAACACCAUAGCUCGGCGAGCUAGCCCGAGCCCAUGUAAGCCCGACACGG
Molecule: messenger RNA, 1881 nt
Organism: Brachypodium distachyon (stiff brome)
Lineage: Eukaryota; Viridiplantae; Streptophyta; Magnoliopsida; Poales; Poaceae
Exons: 3
Coding region: 1-1344 (447 amino acids)
Source: RefSeq, a predicted model, not a curated record